Messenger RNA from Nylanderia fulva, 2061 nucleotides. RefSeq names its product methenyltetrahydrofolate synthetase (gene Mthfs). Gene Ontology annotation, biological process: tetrahydrofolate interconversion; folic acid-containing compound biosynthetic process. Gene Ontology annotation, cellular component: mitochondrion. Gene Ontology annotation, molecular function: 5-formyltetrahydrofolate cyclo-ligase activity. The record is from RefSeq and is a predicted model, not a curated record. Lineage: Eukaryota; Metazoa; Arthropoda; Insecta; Hymenoptera; Formicidae.
UGGCGCGUGCGUCCGUCAACAGAGGAUGCCGUACGUUCACGAUGCUCUGGGGAGCGCGCAACGGCGGGAAGUUGAUCGGCGCCAUCUUCGAGUUCUGCUGCUGCUGCUGUUGUUGUUGUUGCUGUUGCUGCUGCUGCUCGAGAGCCUUGCGCGCCACCGCAAACGCGCUGUCGCCUCUCUGAGAGACGGCGGGGUACGUCGAGCUGGACGGCGUGUGAUUCUCUCGGUGCAGAACGGUCGACGCCGCGGUAGACGAUGACUGAUGAUGCGCCGUGAAUCUCAACGGCAGAUUGGUGCAGGUCAUCGCGGCGGUGUUGCUGCUACUCCUGCUCUUGUAAUCCGGACUGUUGACCGACACCGAUUCCUUGUAGUCCGACUGAAUCGGAUAAGUCUUCAUGCUCGAGUCCGCUUCGCCCGCAUAUUUCUUCGGACCGUAGUCCUUCAAGUGCUUCACCGGAUUGCUCUCGUGCGCGGUGCUGUUGACGCAGGUGCUGACAGGCCGUACGUUGCUGAACUGUUUCGCGUUGACGAUCGACGCGUUCUUCGUCGCGCCGUGCGAUUCGCUCGCAGACUUUAGACUUUCACUGUUACCGUCAUUCUUCUUCAUCGACGAGUUAAUUUUGCCAGUGGCAAUCGGGUUUCCUGACGUUGCGAUGGUGUGCAAAGUAGCAUCCUUGUUACCAACUGCGAUGUUUCCUGUCCUGACAGACAGCUUGGACGUUCUGGCUUUAUUUCCCAUGUGGUCCACCUUCUUUCCCUUGUCGGAAAUCUGAUUGCUGGCUGAUAAUGCUUUGGUGUCUGUAUUGUUCUGAUUCUUGGAUGCGAAAUUAUUGUGGGAUUUGCAGGUGAUGGUGACAGCUGGCAGGAGCAAAGCGCUGGCUCACUUCUUGGUCAUGAUUUUCAGAUAUUCCAGAGCAUUUUGAGCAGCACUGGCUUGAGCAUCUUUACUAGUCGCACCGCAACCAUAGCAAACUGCCACUGGCAGGGUAGACAGUUGCACAAGGCACUGGAAUUUACCUGGAAAAUGGAACAACAUUAAUGUAUAAAUUAAUCAUGAAAUGCCUGACAUUACUCUUCAACAUUUACAAUUAUAAACCAUUUCAAUAAAAGCUCGCAUCACAAUUUAUGAUAACGUGUAAUGUCAUAGUUCAUAGACAUAUCAACAAACAUCUUACAUAAUAUAAUGAUCAAAUAUUACAGUACUCAUUUUAUCAUCAUUUAUAAGAAAUCCUGCUUGACACGAAACAUAGUGACUAUACAUUUACAUGCUUAUCUAGUUUAUUAACAUUUGUAGUUAUUACUAAUUAAAAAUAUCGUGUCAACGUUGAUUUUACACCGGUAAUAUAACAUCUGUUAUUAUUUGUUAUCUACAAACAUAUUCCUAUGUGUGACCUACAAGCAGAAGUACAAGUGGAUCCAGGCACUAUGGCAGCUUUAACAUCAGUUAAAAAUGCCUUGAGGAAAAUGAAGAAUACUCUUCAAAACAUUAGUUCACAAGAAAAAAGAGAGCAAUCUAUAAACGUAUUGAAGAAGCUGUGCGCGCUGAAGCAGUAUCAAGAUAGCAAGAGAAUCUCGGUGUAUCUGAGCACCAAGGAUGAACUUGACACUUUGCCCAUCUUAAAGCACAUGUUCCAUGUAGGAAAGGAGGCAUUUGUACCAAGGUAUCAAGGAAAAACUAUGGAAAUGGUGAAACUGAAGUCACUGGAUGACUACGAAACAUUACCUUUAACAAAAUGGAACAUUAAACAACCCAGCCUCGCUGAAUGUCGCGAAAAUGCAUUAGAAAGUGGUGGAUUAGAUUUAAUAAUUUUACCAGGUGUUGCCUUCACAAAGAAUGGAAAACGUCUGGGACAUGGAAUGGGUUAUUACGACAAAUAUUUGAAAAUAUGUUUUCAAAGACAAACCACAAGACCAUAUUUAAUUGCAGUAGGAUUUAAAGAACAAAUACAAGAGGACAUUCCUACGAAUGAAGAUGACAUGCUCGUUGAUAUUGUACUGGUUGAUAUAUAGAAUACAUAUAAAAAUGUAAAAGCUUAUAAUUUUAUUUCAUGCAAAAUGUGC